AUGGCAUCUGUAUGCUUAAGCCAACACGAUAUCAAUAUCCUUGAGAAAAUCAAGGAUCCGGAGUCAAACCCAUAUGCCGGUAUCGUUCUAGACUCCUCAUUACCACGGGACCCAAACAUUACGGAUGCCACGAUAUAUGAGCGAGUAGUCGAGAGGGAGCGAGGCAUAAUUCGUUCCAUCAAGAGCCUUGAAACCCAGUUGAAGAGUCUUGGAUCUGAGGAAGGAAAAGAUGUUGCUGUCAAGGGCUAUCAGCAAAGCCUUUCGGCGGUUGAGAGUAUGAUUGCCGAGUAUCCCAACUACGCCAGCGCCAGAAACAACCGUGUACAGAUCCUCAGGCGGCUAUAUGGAGAUGCGAUGAUGCUCUCCCAUACCAAAGACACCCCCGCGCCCUUAAUAGAGUCACCCGACCAGGCGGAAAGGAAAAAAGCUGUUGUAACAGCAUUGAGCGAUAUCGAAGCGUCGAUCGCACUCCUCACCCCUUCAUCACUAACCAUGCCUAUUUCUCCUCAGGCUGCGCGCACUCUGUCUAUGGCUCACACCCAACGAGCUGCAUUAUAUCUGAAAACAGCCAGACUAAUGCUAAGUCGCUCUUUGGAUAUCGAUGGGAUCCUCGAAGAAUCCAAAUGGGAAAAACUCGACUUCGAGGGUGCCGCAUCUCGAGACCUGGCGUUUGGUGGAAGGUAUGGAAAUCCAAUUGCAAAGGGUUUGGCCGUAAGUGUCAACCCAACGGCGAAACUCUGCGGACAAAUUGUUCGAGAAGCGAUGAAGAAAGAAUACGGCCCAUCUUUUGGUGACUAA
Messenger RNA from Fusarium musae, 798 nucleotides. RefSeq lists its product as uncharacterized. Gene Ontology annotation, biological process: cilium assembly. The record is from RefSeq and is a predicted model, not a curated record. The transcript has a single exon. NCBI's taxonomy places the organism in Eukaryota, Fungi, Ascomycota, Sordariomycetes, Hypocreales, Nectriaceae. The coding region runs from base 1 to 798 and encodes 265 amino acids.